Messenger RNA from Triticum urartu, 1482 nucleotides. NCBI's taxonomy places the organism in Eukaryota, Viridiplantae, Streptophyta, Magnoliopsida, Poales, Poaceae. The record is from RefSeq and is a predicted model, not a curated record.
CCAUUGAAGAAUACAUCUUAGUACUAGCUGCUAGCAUAUCCCACACUACUCACGCUAACAAUGUCAAUUAUGUUCUCGCAAGAGCUUCCCAUCUACACAGCACUCCUGCUACUUGUUCUUCCCCUGUACUACUUGUACUCCAAGGCUAGUUGUAGAUCAAAGAACCCAGCGGUGCUCCCCACAAACUGGCCAAUACUGCGCAUGUUCCCUUCCUUCGUGGCCAACCUCCACAAGAUGAAUGACUAUUUCACCCUGGUCCUCGCCAGAUCAGGCCACAACUUCAGGGUGCACGGCCCACCCGGGACCGGGAUGCGGUUUUUCGUCACAUGCGAUCCUGCCAACAUCCGGCACAUCUUCACAACGAACUACACCAACUUUCCCAAGGGUGCAGAGUUUGCCGCAAUCUUUGACAUCAUGAGCGGCGGCAUCUUCACCAUCGACGGUGAGCCAGCUUGUCGGCAGCGCACGAAAAUCAAGAGCGUGCUCAGCAACCCACAGUUGGUUGCAAGGAUUGAGGGUUGGUCCCGCGACAAGGUGGAGAACAACCUCCUCCUGUUGUUUACGCACAUGGCGAGAACCAGCACUUCGUUCAACAUGCAAGAACUGAUGUCGAGGUUAAUGUUUGACCUUGCUGCUAUGCCUCUCUUCGGCGUGGACCCCGGCCUUCUAUCUUUGGACAUGCCUCCCAUGGAAGCCGCAGUCGCCAUGGACACAGUCAUGGAGGUGGCAUAUUUUCGGGUCGUGGUGCCAGCUUCUUGUUGGAAGUUGAUGAGGCGGCUGAACAUCGGCCCUGAGAGGAAGCUCAAGGCAGCACACAAGGAUGACAUGUUCAAUGCAUUGACCAUUAGCUACAUGAUCGCUGCGAGGGACAUAGUUGGAACGGCUCUGACAUGGAUUUUCUACAACCUUUCCCAGAACCCUAAUAUUGUGUCAAUCAUCCGCAAUGAACUGUCGCCGAUCGCAUCAUGCAAAGUAGCGGCCCAUCCAGAUGCCAUGGUAAUCUUUGAGCCGGACGAGACCAAAUCUCUAGUCUAUCUGAGAGCUGUCUUGUACGAGACUCUAAGGUUGUACCCACCGGCCCCUCUCGAGCGCAAGAUGGUGGUCACCAAUGAUAUCUUGCCGAGUGGUCAUGAGGUGCAUGCCGGCGACACCAUCCUUAUUUCUCUCCAUUCCAUGGGAAGAAUGGAGGGCAUAUGGGGUAAAGACUGCCUCAACUACAAUCCAGAUAGGUGGCUCUCGGAGGAUGGUAACAAGCUGAGGUACGUACCAUCUCACAAGUUCUUGGCCUUCAACUCGGGUCCGAGGAUGUGCCUCGGCAAGGACAUCGCGGUUAUGCAGAUGAAGACCGUCAUUGCCUCAACGUUGUGGAACUUCGAUGUGGAGUUAAUGAAAGGGCAAUGCAUCGAGCCUAAGUCAUCUUGUAUACUGGAGAUGAAAAAUGGGCUCAUAGUUAAGCUAAAGAAUCGAGAAAUGUUACAUUAG